AUGGCAGCUCAAGGGUUCGAAAAGCAGAAUGACCCGAUCAGUGUAGCUGCAGGAGUGGGCAGGAACCGUAAGAGCUUCCUCUCCUUUGGAGAUAAGGGUCUCACAGCGAGCGUGGGUGCAACUGGGCGGUUGCUCCGGAUCACUCAACAUUUCCUUGGAGAGAAGACAGGAAUCUGUUUGGACGAUAAGAGAAUGCUAGAGCCUUACUACGUUUCGCGGCGCCUGGCAGAUUUUCUGGACCGUUCACUGGACGAAAGCUUGGGAGGAAUCGGCCCCAGUAUUGACGCCUUGUGUUCUGGAAGAGAAACUGAGCAAGACAUUGUCAACAAUCGAUGGCCUACUUUUACUCGACCACUACGAGGCGAUACCUCGAACAAGCUGCGUGUCUCUUAUAUGGUGUUUCGAGGAUCGGAAGCGAAGGAACUUACGAUGAAAAUCUUGCAGACUCUAUCGCUGGACACAGAAGUACUCAUCAGGGACCUCGACUUCGUGGACGGAAACAACCCCUUCAAUGAGGCUUUGUCUCAAACAGGUAGCGAUGAAUCGGAAGUGCAGACUUACACCACAUGUAUUGCCGAAGGGAAAACAAACAACCAUGUUAGGUGGGAGCACCAUAGUCGUAAAAAACAUUUCGUCCUCCACAUACACGUCCUGGACCAGAAUAGCACAACUGAAUUUGUCAAGCCAGACUCGAAGGCUGAGAAGUCUUGCUACGCGCCCAAGUCCAGUUACGAUUUGCCAGAUUGGAAGAUGUUUGUCGAGGCUGACGGGCUUAUUCGACGUCAUAAAACAGUACACUUGACGAACAACCAUAUCAUCGACUCUUUUCUUACAAGAAACCUGGAAUACAUCUUGUCUGUCUGCAGCAUUCCCGUCUCUGAACCGGAUGCUGAAGGAAUACCUGCUGUUGCUCUCACCUGCGGCGAUGUUGAUGGUCAUCGAGUGGCAACAGCUGCAAGCUUCUACGCUUUCCAACUUUUGCUUCUUGGCAUGGAUCGCCUCAAAAUCUUGCAUGCCAACUUGGAAAAACAACAUUGCACGUGUGAUCGUGACAACAUGCCUAUACCCUCCACAGCGCAUCCUAUCUGCAUGAUGAAGUGGCGUAUUGAACGUGUAUGCAAGGGCCAUAUGAAAUGGAUCUUCGAGAAAGCAAUUUCGCCCAAGAACCAGUUCAGGCAGUUCUGUCCUAAUCAUUGGACCAAUGGCGAUGAUAUCGACGGCUGGGAAUCUAGCGAGUGGCUUCCGGGAAAGUCUCUUGUUGAUGCACCUCUCCAAUUUCUCAAAGCAGCGGACUUUUACAAGAAGCUCGGCAAAGACAUGCCGGAGGAGCCUCUGCGAACGGCGAGGACCGCUUACAUGAGCUGGAUCCGAGACCUCGAGAAGGUUGAGAAGUCCAGAAAAUACGCAUUUCCCUCUUACAAGCCCAGCGACGAUAGGAAACCGACCAAAACCUUUUAUCUCACAGACCAUGCUCUGAUUUGGCAAGCAGUCAAAUCUUGGGAGUCAACGAAGCUUCAGUCCGCAUCUGUGGGUGGCCCUGAGAAUGCAGGAAGAUAUUCGGCAAAUAGGUUGCGAGAAAACAUUGUUCAGAGAUUCGCCACUGAGAAUCCUUUCUUGAAGAACAGAAUGGUCGCCGUCAAACGAAGUCCCACUCAAACGCGAUUUCUUCUUCGCUCAAAAGAUGUUGCUCUUUUCCGCGCGAAGGAAGAAGGCUUGUUCAAGAAAACUGACACACAGUGGACGAACACCCUCGACUGCCAGAAACAUCACGAAGGAAAUGACGACACCGACUGGAGUGAUCCUCGAAGAUUCGCUCUAGCUAUUACAAUGGUUCAGCAUGGAAAACUCAUCAACUUUCGGACCAGAGAGGAAUUGAUUGACCAGGCCUUAUCAGCUUUGCUCAGCAACUCCUCAUUCAACGGACUUUUUACAGGGACGUAUGAUGAACGCCCAGGUCCAGCCACACACGAAGACAAUUACGCAACAGUCAUUUUCGAAGUUCCAUACAUUUUAUGGAAAGACUACUGCCCCAGGGUGCACGGUAAUCCUGGUGAUGGCACAAGACGUAUCUUGGACUCCCAAGAGAGCCGUCUCAAGCUCAUGUCCCAGCCCAUCGAGGGGGCCUCCAACCAUUUGGGAAACCUGAAAGUUCAUCCGGCAGGGCCAACAGAGGGAAGAUACCACAAUGACUAUUGGAUGAAACACAAUCUCCCCUUCAACAAUGUGAUAAACGACAGCAACAUUGUGGACCUGCAGGACGAGUGGCUUUACAACGAACCUGCAUUCUUCGUCAACAUCACCAAUGACGGCAUGGGAGGUCAUUCGGAUGCCAACGCCAACACCAACACAGAGGCUUCUUCAACGGCAAAUGCCCAUUCUGCGAACGUUCGAAUAAUGAUCGACAUUCCAGAACACAAGCCGCUAAAGGACAAGCGGCCAGUUGGGAGUCUUCAAGUGCAUGACUUUCCGCACGAUAAGGAGAACAACUCAAGUUGCAUCAAUACCUUUGCCCCAAACGAAGAAGGUGAAAAAGCAGAGAUGGAACAGUUCUUCCAUAGGCACAAGGCUAGCAGCAACUUUUUCACAGAGGAAACGAUAGCAGCAAACACAUGGACAACGGGAUUCCAUAUGGCGUUUUUCUCCGCGAUGGACACUCAUGAAAUGGCUCGGCAGAUUAUAUGGCAUGUCGAAAGGGUAGCAAUGGGAUUCCGGUUUGAGGGCGACUUUUUCGACAGAUAUUGGACCUGCCGUUUCGUUGUGGCUGAGGAAGAAGCGAAGAGGAAUUUGAUUGAGUUUCUGCAACAAGACCACAUGGACCAGACUCAAGGCUCUUGCGAAGUCAAGACUGGUCCAUGGGAACAACGGAAAGUACUUGAAUUGAUGUUGUUUGGAAGCAUCAUCAGGAGAAUGGCUAAGAGCGCGGGUGAUAUCCUGGAACUGGCUGAGGGAACUGUUAGGGAUCAGAAACACAGAUUGGAUCGGAGGCUUGACAGGCUCCAGAGGUUUCAAGAUUCCAUGGGAUACCAGCUGCCGACUUCAGAUGAUGACUCUCCAGUUGAUUAUCGUAGCUUCCUCCUCACCCGUAACGAGUUCCGCAAGUUUCUGGCCCAUUUGCAGACGAUUCAUGGAGACUUCGCAAAAGCCAUGGCCAUCAUUAAUCAUUGGCUCAAUCGAGAAAAUGACCGUCAAGCUGAACGGCCCCGGUGGACUUUCAAAGACGAGAGUCGCUAUAGGUCAGUCUUGAACAAGUUACUUGUUACAAACCUUCGGGGCAUUCAAGACCUGGAGCGGAAUUUGACCGAGAUGUCAAACCUUGCAGAAUCUAUUGCAAAACAGCUCGAGUAUUUGAGUAGCCAUCUCGAAGUCAUGGUGAAUAAUCAAACCCAACGAAAUGCCGAGGCCAUCAAACUUUUCACAAAUACCACUGCUAUAUUCCUGCCUCUAGGGUUUGCGACAGGCAUGUUCAGCAUGAGCGGGACGCCUGAUGUGCAAACGGUCGGUAGAAUGUUUGGACUGUUUGGUGGAGUCUUCAUCGUGGGCACAUUGACAAUUCUUCUUGUCACAAAGGUCAACGUCAACUUUGCGGCGCUGAUCAGGCGGGCUUGGGAGGAGCUGACCAGGCGGGCUCAGGCGAGGGCGCCAGAAGAUCAUGAACGCGCCCUUUGGGAGACACGGAGGAACAACGCAAGGAGAACCAAUUAGA
Colletotrichum phormii is the source of this 3703-nucleotide messenger RNA. RefSeq lists its product as uncharacterized. The coding region runs from base 1 to 3702 and encodes 1233 amino acids. The transcript is spliced from 5 exons. The record is from RefSeq and is a predicted model, not a curated record. NCBI's taxonomy places the organism in Eukaryota, Fungi, Ascomycota, Sordariomycetes, Glomerellales, Glomerellaceae.